AUAUAUAUAUAAAUAUAUAUGUAUGUAUAUAUAUAUCUAAAUAAAUAACAAUAUUUAAUAUAUUGAAGAGUUUAUAUUUGGACAAGACGUAAAUAUGGGUCGAUACCGAAGUCGCAGUCGAGAUAGAGAUAGACGUCGUAGAUCACGCACUCGCUCCAGGAGUAGGUCGCCUCGAGAUAGAAGAAGCUGGUGCGGCAAUGGAGGAAGGGACAGGCCUUCCAGUAGUCGCAACAAUCGUGGUCAACCUGGGGCAAAUUUGAGAAAGCCAAGAUGGGAUCUCAGCCGACUGGAACCUUUCAAAAAAGAUUUUUAUAUUCCUCAUGAAGCAGUUAAAAAUAGAGAUCCACGUAUUGUGGAACAAUAUAGGGCUGAAAAAGAGAUAACAUUAAGAGGAAAAAACAUACCUAAUCCAGUUUUUAAUUUUGAAGAAGCAGGUUUCCCAGAUUAUGUUUUAAAAGAGAUUAAAAGACAAGGGUUUAACGAACCUACAUCAAUCCAAGCUCAAGGAUGGCCUAUUGCAUUGAGCGGUAGAGAUAUGGUAGGCAUUGCCUCUACUGGUUCUGGGAAAACACUGUCUUAUAUAUUACCUGCAAUAGUUCACAUCAAUAGCCAGCCAAAAUUAAGCCGUAAAGAUGGACCUAUUGCAUUGGUAUUGGCACCUACGCGAGAACUAGCUCAACAAAUUCAGCAAGUUGCAGAUGAUUUUGGGCACUCAUCUGGUAUAAGAAAUACAUGUCUGUAUGGCGGAGCACCAAAGGGCGCACAAGCUAGAGAUCUGGAUGGUGGUGUAGAAAUAGUUAUUGCUACACCUGGUAGACUAUUAGACUUUCUUGAGUCUGGAAAGACAAAUUUGAAAAGAUGUACAUAUUUGGUGUUAGAUGAAGCUGAUAGAAUGUUGGACAUGGGAUUUGAGCCACAGAUCAGGAAGAUCAUAGAACAAAUUAGACCGGACCGGCAAACAUUAAUGUGGUCAGCUACAUGGCCUAAAGAAGUAAAGAAUUUGGCUGAAGAUUUUCUUAAAGAUUAUGCUCAAAUUAAUGUCGGUUCUUUACAACUUGCAGCAAAUCACAAUAUAUUACAAAUAAUCGAUGUAUGUCAGGAAUAUGAAAAAGAGACUAAAUUAAGUACCUUAUUAAAAGAGAUUAUGGCUGAAAGUGAAAACAAAACUAUAGUAUUUAUUGAAACAAAGCGUAGAGUAGAUGAAAUAACAAGAAAGAUGAAACGUGAAGGUUGGCCGGCAGUUUGCAUUCAUGGCGACAAGACACAACAAGAACGAGAUUGGGUUUUACAAGAUUUUAGAUCGGGAAAAGCACCAAUUCUUGUUGCUACUGAUGUUGCUGCACGCGGCCUUGACGUUGAAGACGUCAAGUUUGUCAUCAAUUUUGACUAUCCUUCCUGUUCCGAGGAUUACGUUCAUCGUAUCGGUCGUACCGGUCGCCGACAAAAAACCGGCACAGCUUAUACGUUCUUUACGCCUAAUAAUGCCAACAAAGCUAAUGAUCUGAUACAAGUACUAAAGGAAGCAAACCAGGUAAUCAACCCGAAAUUGCUGGAACUUGCCGACAAAACCGGAGGAUAUGCAAGACAUCGAGGUGGCAGAAAUCGAUGGCGUUCACGUGGUGGCGGCGGCGGCGGCGGCGGCGGCGGCGGCGGCGGCGGUCGCAACGGAAAAGAACGCAGUUACACGCGAAGUAGAAGUCGAACUCAUAGCAGAGAACGAAAUGGUCGUGGCAGUCGACGAACUUACAGUCGUAGUUAUUCGCGAAGUCGUAGUCCCAUCAGUAAUCGUAAUGAAAUUAUUGGCAAGAGUUAUUGGAGUAGCGAAAGAUGAUCUUCCAGCUCCGAAAGUAAAGAAUAUGUGCAUUAAUGCAGGUAAUAUAUUGUUUCACGUCCAAAAUACGGAAGAAACGAUUGUUGAAAUUCUAUUUCAACGAAACGUAUUAUUUAUGUUAACUUUGUUGGAAUGUAUUAUUUGUAUCUUUGUCGCAACAAAUAAUACGUACAAGUAUACUGUUAGUGUAAACACAUCUUUGCAUACAAGUGCUCUCGUAGGUGUAUAUAUAGGGUAAGUUUGAUAAAAAGUUUAGUUUUUCUCAAAAACGGUUAGAGAUAGGGGAAUACAUUUUAUUAUCAAAAUUAUAGGAUUAAGGAGAAUAUAGUGAUUUUAAAUAUUUUUUUUACAUUAUCAAUCAAAAACAAAAAUUUUUUUUCCAUGAAAUGGGAUACUUUUGAGUUAUUUUGAUAAUAUUCAAUGAGCUUAAUAACUUUUAUAUUAAAAUAUUUUUCAAAACACUCAACCUUUAUCGAGAUAUAAACAAAAUUAAAAAAUCAAAAUAUAGAACAAAUCUUUUUACUAUUAUAAUAAGUACUUAAAAUGUUUACUGUUAUUCCAGACGUAACUGUAGUCUUAGUGAAAAGCUUGCUUGGAUUUCUUUUAACUCUUGAACGGUUAUUUUGCAAAAAAUAUUGUUUAUUCUUUCUAUCAUGUUUUCUCAAGUGAUAGGACAUUGAAAAUAAGCUAGCUCUUUUUUUUCUAUCCAAGCAAGCACCCACAAAGAGUACAAAUCUAGAAUAAUAAUGAACAUUUUGAGCUUUAAUUGUAAUAGUAAAAAGAUUGUUUAAUAUUUUUUAGUUUGACUAAUUUUGUUUAUAUUUCGACAACAGUUGAGUUUUUAGACAAUAAUAUAAAAGUUAUUAAUUAUUAUUGAGUACUAUCGAUAGAGUAAAAGUACCUCAUUCUAAUUAAAAUAGUUUUUAUUGGUAAUGUGAAAAAAUAAUUAAGGUUAUUAUAGUACGUUUUCCUUAAUGUCCUACAAUUAGUAUAAUAAAUGUCUAUUCUUAUUUCUAGCCGUUUUCGAGAAAAACAUGCUUUUUGAUCAAACUUACUUUGUAUGUAUAUACAGGGUGUCUAAAAAAGUAUAUAUAUGUAAUUUACCGUAAUUAGUCUAUAAAAAUAUAUACAGAAGAAUAACAAAAACUUAAGCUUGCUCAUAUAAAUCGUUCUGAAUGAAUCAUAGUUUUUACAAACAAAAGUCAAAGAUUGCUUGGAGUAAAAAGAGAGAGAAAAGGAGAAGAAAAAGGAAGGAAGAAAUGAAAUAUGCUUUUUUCUACGACAUACCAAGAAACAAAGAUUAUAUCUUUUGUAAUGCAAGAGCUGUUUUAUACAAUUUGCGCAAGUCAAGCAGUAUAAACUAUUCGUUCUUUUUUCAACGCGAUGCAGGUUAAAAAAAAAUUACAAAAAAAAUAAUCCAGUCUUUUCAGUUACUAAAUAAU
Molecule: messenger RNA, 3273 nt
Organism: Pseudomyrmex gracilis
Lineage: Eukaryota; Metazoa; Arthropoda; Insecta; Hymenoptera; Formicidae
Product: probable ATP-dependent RNA helicase DDX17
Exons: 8
Coding region: 95-1831 (578 amino acids)
Cellular component (GO): ribonucleoprotein complex; nucleus; cytoplasm
Molecular function (GO): ATP binding; RNA helicase activity; RNA binding
Source: RefSeq, a predicted model, not a curated record